Molecule: messenger RNA, 1126 nt
Organism: Prosopis cineraria
Lineage: Eukaryota; Viridiplantae; Streptophyta; Magnoliopsida; Fabales; Fabaceae
Exons: 2
Coding region: 203-895 (230 amino acids)
Biological process (GO): ubiquitin-dependent protein catabolic process
Cellular component (GO): endoplasmic reticulum
Molecular function (GO): metal ion binding; ubiquitin protein ligase activity; ubiquitin-like protein conjugating enzyme binding
Source: RefSeq, a predicted model, not a curated record
UUUUUUUUUGAGCCAAACGCGUGCUUUGCUCUUUAUCUUUGCCGAAUUGUGCUCUUUCCGUGAUCGUGUGUUUCGUGCCCAACACAUCGAUACCUUCUAGUUUUCGAUACCGGGUUCCUUCAAGAAUUCAUCUCUUUUUCCUGGAAUCGAUCGAUCGUUCGUUGUUGCUGCAGAUCGGCAUCUGAAGGUUGGGACCCAAUAGAUGGCAAGCAGGUUUGGGGAAUCAACGAGUAGAUCACCUCCAAGCCCUACCUACUCCAGCAACAAUAGUAACAGCGAUGCAGGCAAUUUUGAAUGCAACAUAUGCUUUGACUUAGCACAAGACCCUAUCAUUACUUUAUGCGGUCAUCUUUUUUGUUGGCCUUGUCUUUACAAAUGGCUUCACUUUCACUCACAGUCACGAGAAUGCCCUGUGUGUAAGGCCCUCAUUGAGGAGGAGAAAUUGGUCCCCUUAUAUGGGAGGGGGAAGUCCUCAUCUGAUCCAAGGUCGAGGUCUGUUCCUGGUGUGAACAUACCACAUCGUCCAGCAGGUCAGCGACCAGAAACUGCCCCACCACCUGAAUCAAACCACUUUCCUCAACAUGGGUUUGGAUUCAUGGGUGGGUUGGGAGGGUUUGCUCCAAUGGCAACAACAAGGUUUGGGAAUUUUACAUUCUCCACAGGAUUUGGUGGUUUUAUUCCAUCGUUGUUUAACUUUCAACUGCAUGGAUUUCAUGAUGGAGCUAUGUAUGGCAAUCCAACUGGUUUUCACUAUGGAUUUCCUAAUUCAUUUCACGGUGGCCAUGCUCAUGGAUAUUAUCCUCGUCACACAGGUCAAGGGCAACAGGAUUAUUAUCUAAAGAGGCUUCUUAUGCUCGUUGUUUUUUGUGUUGUUCUUGCUUUUAUUUGGCAAUAGAUCGGAUAAAGCUGAACCUGCUAUAGGAAACAAUGUUUUUUCCAAACUUAAGUUAGUGUAGAUCUGGUGCAAUUUGUAACUAAGGAAAUUGUUCAUAUUUUGCUUUAUCAGUACUGCUGUAGCUAUCUUUGUGAUUAAUUUCUGUUAAUCGAUUUGCAUGUUUCCCGUGUGCUUGAUCUCAUAUGCAGAGAAAGCAAGGAAACACAUGGAUGGACGUUAGUUUGAUGAUUA